UCCUGAUUUCAGUAAGUCCUUCCGUGCCCCAUUGGUCACACUAUAUUGCGUCACGUAGUCGCGCGCGUCCCGUUGCGUCCUCCGCCCGCUCCGUUCAGUCUCUCUCGCCCUUGUCCUUGUCCUGUUCGAUCGAGUUGGCUGCUACAUAGUUUCACUCGCGUAGCUGGCCUAGAAGCCAAGGAUUAGGAUCCAGCGAUGAAGGGCAUGGCUGGCGCUGACGGCAUGGGGUCCAUGGCGAUGGCGCCGCCGCUCGGUGACCACGCGGGGAAGACGGCGCCGCCGCACAUGUCGAUGACGCACAUGUCCUUCUUCUUGGGCGACCGCGCGGUGGUGCUCUUCCCGGGGUGGCCGGGCGCGCGCGGCGCAGGGGCGUACCUCCUCUGCCUCCUCUUUGUGCUCGCCCUCGCCGCGCUCACCGAGGCGCUCGCCGCGGUCUCGCGCUGCGUCGCCCGCCGCGGCCGCGGCGAGGGUGGCGACGGCAGCGCCCCCGCGUCCUCCGCGGCGCUGCUGACGGCGGCGCACGCGGCCAGGAUGGGGAUGGCGUACCUGGUGAUGCUGGCCGUCAUGUCGUUCAACGCCGGCGUGUUCCUCGCCGCCGUCACCGGCCACGCGCUCGGGUUCCUCCUCGCGCGGAGCAGGGUGCACCCGGGCACCGCUCGCGGGAGCGGUGCCGCCGCUCGUGACCGCGAGCUCGGUGGCUUGGGCAUCCCUCCCUCGGAUGGCUCCAAGCCGUAGACUGCAUUGCUACUCGGUUAAAAAACAGAUGCUCGUCUCGACUCUCGUGUUGCCCUGUGUUUGUAUGCAUCUGAAGUUCUCAACACUUGAUCCAUGGUCGAAAGUACCAUUGCCAUCUCCUCUCCUGUCUCUCCUGUCUUUUGUGUUAUGGAGUAUGUUGUAAAGAUGGCAUGAUGUACCUUGCUAAA
Messenger RNA from Phragmites australis (common reed), 923 nucleotides. Its product is annotated as copper transporter 6-like. Gene Ontology annotation, biological process: intracellular copper ion homeostasis; copper ion transmembrane transport. The coding region runs from base 196 to 735 and encodes 179 amino acids. Lineage: Eukaryota; Viridiplantae; Streptophyta; Magnoliopsida; Poales; Poaceae. Gene Ontology annotation, cellular component: plasma membrane. The transcript has a single exon. The record is from RefSeq and is a predicted model, not a curated record. Gene Ontology annotation, molecular function: copper ion transmembrane transporter activity.